UUUUAUCUUUGGAACAUCGAUCAGGUACACCGUGGUAGACCUCAUGAGUAGAAUUGAUUUAUGAAUAGGAAGGUGCUGUCAGGUCCUGGCUACAAGAUACUGGAAACCGCAGGUCUUCAUCUUAUUCCGUUAAAAAUUGAAUAAAAAAAUGACCACGGCCACUGUUCAGUUGGACAGAUCAUAUAUAUAUAGAAUAUAUAUUACAUCAUACAUAUAUAUAUAACAUCCCUUGACCCUUUUUAUCUCUUAGUCAGUAUAUUCUUGACAUGUAUUCAUUUCUAUAUUCAAACUUUCAUUGGAAAAUAAUCAUGCAUAAGUUUAUAACUAAAGUUUUACUGAAAAGGAUACUUUUCUGAGUAUGGUGAGUUUGAGGUUCAGGCCUCUUGUUGGGUCUAUAAAUUCAGAAUAAUGACACCAAUCUAAAAUCACAAUAUCUUAUCCCAUAGAGGCGAGUAUAAUGAACAACUUUUCAUGAACAGAAUACUUUUGGAAUGUUUCAUUGAGGAGGCAUGUUGCGCAAGAAAUACUUUUUGCACUAGGUGCAAAAUAGCUGGGAAAAUCGACUUUUGGUAAUUUCGAAAGUUUCAUAGCUCCACUAAAGCUUAUCCAACCCGCGAGUUACGCAAUCCUAGAUCCUUGGAGGUGUUCUCUACAAACUGACAAAACUUGAGGGUAUGUUUAGAGGGACCCUCCUCCCCUUAAGACUAUUGUUAGUAGAAAAAAUAGAAGUUGAACUUUGGUUUUAGAGUAAUCUUUGUUUAAGUUGUAUCAGCUUUUUGUGACAUACUCGACAUCGAUUUUGAAAGCGGUUUUUUUCAAAACAAACCACAAAUUCUUGAUCUAUUUUUCUCUGAUGAACUUGUUUUAUUCGAGAAACAUUUUGCAGAGAUGCUAUAUUAAUGCAGUUUUUAGCGUAGAUCAUGAGCAAAAUACUGUGUCGAGCAUAUUAUUAAGAAACAAUGAUAUACUAUUUUCUGCUUUUCUCGUUUUGUUAGACGAUAAUUCAAAAAUCAAGUAUUCGUUCUGUAAGAUUUCCUCGUGAAAUUACUCUCAUAUCCACAUCAAGUAGCUCCUUAACAUCUCCCUUGUCAUCAUCUCAAACAUCCUCGUCGUCAUCAUCCGUAACAAUCAUAUUAGAAGUAAUAAAUAAAAAUAAAAUUAAAAAAUUCGUAUCACCAAAGCCGAAAGUGAAAUAUAGAAAGCGAACAACAAGAAUGCCACUAGCCGUUCGAUAUCAUAGUGAUUCUGAAAGCAUUUUGAGUCUGGGAAAAUGUUCAAAAAAAAUGAAUAAAUAUGUUCGAAAAUAUCACUCAAUAAAGAAAUUUUCUCUCCAAAAACGAGAGAGAACAUUAUACGAUGAGAGUUUAUUGGAUGAAAAUAUUUAUAUUUCAAAUUAUAAUGAUGAUAAACACAGUAAAACAGAUUUUUGCUUACAAAAGUUUCUAUUAAAUUAUGACACUUUUGUUCACGUGGUUUCGUCUUCAUCAUCGAGUGUUAACGAAGAUGGAAAGCAAAAUAAAGAAAAGAAUGUGGAGAAAAUUGAAAGAAAUAUAUCAGAAUUUUUAAAUAUUGAAAAUAGUACAGCUCAACCAUUGAAAACAACAUCGCUGUUAGAAUUUUCAACAAUAACAGAUGAAAAUUUAUUAAAACAAAAAAUAAAUGAUUAUAAUGGCAAUCGAUAUCGUAUUAAAUCUCAACCAAUAAUAUUCCAAUCGUCGUUAUUCGGAAGCUAUUGUCCUGAUCAUCGAUUGAUACCCAAUGAAAAAUCUGACGAUAUUGGGUCGUUAUCUCUGCAUGAACCGAACCUGAUAAACAAUUCAUCAACAAAUAUAAUUGGGAUAUAUGAUGAAAAACAGUUGUCUACAACUUCUUUCUCAUCCACUGUAAAAAGUCCAGUGAUAAUUACCCCUAGUGAAUUAUCCCCAUUGAAUGCAAAUCCUCAUUGUUGGACUAUUGCGUUCGAUCAAGAAUACGAUGAAAAGGAAGAAGUAUUUGAUGAAAAUUCAAAAUCAUAUUCAAUUGUGUGUAGUUCAUCCAAUGAGGGAAAAGUAGAUUUUAUCACACCAUCCAAUGAUAGGAACAUUGACAAUGCUGAUCUACUUCUGCCAUUUCAAACUAUAGACACUGAACUAAGAUUAUUUGUCGAUAAUACAACUUCCUUUGUGAAUGAUAAUGACUUACUAUCACAUAAAAAAACAUUUGAUAGAACAAAUACUGAUCGAACGGUGGAUGAUGAAUUAAAUCUAGUUGGAAGUCGACGACAAAACUCAGAUCUUGAUCUAACAUCUAUAUUAACAAUAGCUGAAGAUUUAAAUAUUAUUCUUAACGAGUCAGAUGAGACUGUUGCUGCUGUGAAACAAGAAAAUUCUGAAAAAGACUCAAAACAACAGUCGUCAAUUGAAGAAAUUAUUCGUUCAUUAUCCGAUGAACAGCUAUUAUCACCGACGCAAUCUACAAUAGAAUUUUGUUCUGAUGUUCAAAAACAUCAGCCUCUUGAUGACGGUUACAGUCAUCAAGUGUGGGACAAUAUUUUUGUAAAUCCUGUCGUUGAAGUACAAAUGGAUCCCUGUCGUUGUGAAAAAGUCAGUAGAAAAAUACAAACGGAUUUUGUGUCAUUUUAUUCAACAACUCGUAUACAUAAUGAAAGACAAGUACGUUUUACUCAAAGUCAAUCAACAUGGAAUACAAAUCUUGAUAUGAAUGUAUUACGCUCAGCUAAUAGUGAUUUAUUAUGCUACAUAUUUUUACCAGAAAAAGAGAGAUUGGCAAAAAAAUACUCAUAUUGUAAUCUUGCCACUAGCAGAUCAUCAUAUAUCACAGACAAGAAAACAAAUGACUCAUCAUCAACUACAUCAUCGAUGACAAACAUUAACAACCAUCAAGAAACAACUCAUUCAAACAAUAAGGAAGCCAACUUAUCGAAUUUGUUUACCCUCGAAGUCAAACCAUCUGCUAGUCUCUGUGGAAUCGAACUCUCUCAUAACAAUAAACCAAAAACAAGUUUAUAUUCGCAGUUCAAUUGUGAUGUAUGUUUUAAAAAUUCGAUGUUAUUAAAUAGUCAUUUUGGAACUGUAUUAGAACUUUAUUCAGUUUUAUGUUCUACAUUAGUCAGUUCAGUUGAUUUGAAAUAUUUUCAAACGAUUGAUCUUCAUUCACCAAUAGAAAAAUGGAAAAUUAUUAAUGAAUUAUUUGUUAAAAUUUGUAAAAUUUGUUCAAAAUUAAUUGGUAAUCAGCAUAGAAAUCCCUCAGUAUUAAAAAAAUUGAUUAAAAAAGAUCAACUAAAAAAUCACACCCAAUCGUUGACAGUGAGAAGAGUAGAGCAUUUAGAAAAGUUGUUAUUAAAUCAUAACAAACAGCAAGAAGAAUACACUGAUGAUUCAUCAGGUUUCGAUUGUUCACAAUCACUAACAGAUGAACCUCACUUAACUAAGAAUAGUAACGAGUGUGUAACGGAUCAAUCAGACUUGUUAGAAAUCUCAUAG
Didymodactylos carnosus is the source of this 3482-nucleotide messenger RNA. The record is from the annotation of a GenBank genome assembly. Lineage: Eukaryota; Metazoa; Rotifera; Eurotatoria; Philodinida; Philodinidae.